CCCACGGUAAAGGUACGAUACCGGAAGAGCUUUGACUGGUACCGUCUAACCGCGAAUCCUCCUCCUCCAUAAAUCGACAUUGCAUUAAGGCAAAAAGGCACUUUGCUCGAAAAAUCGUGUCUCACUGUCUCUGCAUGCGAAGUAUCUUUCCUCUCUCGCAACUCACCUAAGCCCUUCAAUGGCGACUCCGAGCUCGCCUGAUAACCUCGAUGAGAAAUCGACCCUCCAAUGCGAAUCGGAUAUUAAAUUCUCUGUUCGAAGGAGAACAACCGCCAACACUCUUAAAACUGCUGCCUCUGAUUCGUUUUCCAAGACCUACGUUUCUGAGAUUGAUAGCCUGGUCAAGGAAUCCUCCACUGAUUCCGGUACCGUGACGACCUCGGAUGAGGAAGUAAAUCGGAUUGGGAAGGACGAUGAUGGUAGGAAGGAUGAGGCAAAUUCGUCGAGUAACGGAGAAGAUCGAAGACACGGGCCGAAUGUUGUCGUCAAAUUUGCCUAUCGAGCUUCUACUCCGGCACAUCAUAGAGUAAAGGAGAGUCCUCUCAGUUCUGACGCCAUUUUCAAACAGAGCCAUGCAGGUCUCUUCAAUCUCUGUAUCGUGGUGCUUGUUGCUGUUAACAGCAGACUUAUCAUUGAGAACCUAAUGAAGUAUGGUUUGUUAAUGAGGUCUGGUUUUUGGUUCAGUUCAAAAUCACUAAGUGAUUGGCCACUUCUUAUGUGCUGUCUGACUCUGCCGAUUUUUGCACUUGCUGCAUUCGUGGUUGAAAAGUUGGCAGAACACAGGUUUAUCUCUGAACUAGUUGUUGUUCUUCUUCAUGUGUUAACUACUACUGCUUCAAUCAUAUAUCCAAUAUAUGUGAUUCUCAGGUGUGAUUCUGCUGUUCAAUCUGGUAUCACAUUAAUGUUUUUUGCUAGCAUUGUGUGGUUAAAAUUGGUAUCUUAUGCACAUACAAACCAUGAUAUCAGGGCACUUACCAGGCCUGAUGCUAAGGGUGAUGUUUCACUCAACUUUUCGAAUGUGGAUUGUUCUUAUAAUGUCAGCUUCAAGAGUUUGGCAUAUUUCAUGGUGGCCCCCACAUUAUGUUAUCAGCCAAGCUAUCCUCGUACGACAUGCAUACGGAAGGGUUGGGUGAUCCGUCAACUUGUGAAGCUUGUAAUAUUUACAGGAGUUAUGGGCUUUAUUAUAGAGCAAUAUAUUAAUCCAAUUAUCCAGAAUUCUCAACAUCCUUUGAAAGGGAACCUACUAUAUGCCAUUGAGAGGGUCUUGAAGCUAUCAGUUCCUACGUUGUAUGUAUGGCUGUGCAUGUUCUACUGCUUUUUCCACCUUUGGUUGAAUAUACUUGCUGAGCUUCUUUGCUUUGGUGAUCGUGAGUUCUACAAGGAUUGGUGGAAUGCAAAAACAAUAGAAGAGUACUGGAGAAUGUGGAACAUGCCUGUGCAUAAAUGGAUGGUUCGCCAUGUUUAUUUUCCAUGCAUACGACAUGGACUACCCAGGGGAGUUUCCAUUGUAAUUGCCUUUUUCAUUUCAGCUGUAUUCCAUGAGUUAUUGAUUGGUGUCCCUUGUCGCAUGUUAAAAUUUUGGGCAUUUAUAGGAAUUAUGUUUCAGGUUCCCUUGGUCAUCAUCACAAAUUAUUUGCAGAAGAAAUUCAGAAAUACUAUGGUUGGGAAUAUGAUCUUCUGGUUUUUCUUCAGCAUCUUGGGUCAGCCAAUGUGUGUCCUCCUGUAUUACCAUGAUUUAAUGAACAGAAAAAUGACGACCCAGUAAACCACCAGUCUCUCCGUCGCCUGUUUGAUGGCUGAAAAAAAGCUUUGAAAUUGAUGGUUGGGGGAGAUUGUCUUGGCAUCCACUUUUGAUGCAGGAUGAGUGGACGAUAUCAUUGAUCAUCUAAUUUGUGCUGCUUUGGAAUGCACUGAACCGGUUCGUGUACCUAGCCACUGAAGUUUGUACUUUGUACAAGACCCACAUAUACAUAUUUCAUUUUGAUCGGUAGUGUAUGCAAUCAACUCCAUAAACCCAAGCGUGGAGGGAUGAUUAUUGACACUGACAUUAAGUAUGCCACUAAGUUGUGGCAAACUUGUCACUUGUAAUGUUGGUAGAUCGUGAUGUAUGUUUCACUCAUCAUUCGUUACCUAUUUUUGACUUACUGUAUUUGGGCGCUCCCUGUAGGAGUUGAGACCCGCUGAAGUAACAAACUAACGACUGUAACAAUCUAUAGCAUCUCUCUCCGUAGAAUCUCCUUGCUAUAUUGGUACCGUGGCCACCAAACAUGGCCGUUUCUACCUGAAUUGCUGCUACAUCGGUACCAGCUAGGUAUUUUUUUUUGUAAUUCAAAGGUUAAAUUUCUGUUUGAAUGGGUUGAUUGCUUAUAUA
Nelumbo nucifera (sacred lotus) is the source of this 2371-nucleotide messenger RNA. RefSeq names its product membrane bound O-acyl transferase (MBOAT) family protein (gene TAG1). Gene Ontology annotation, biological process: triglyceride biosynthetic process. NCBI's taxonomy places the organism in Eukaryota, Viridiplantae, Streptophyta, Magnoliopsida, Proteales, Nelumbonaceae. Gene Ontology annotation, cellular component: endoplasmic reticulum membrane; chloroplast envelope. Gene Ontology annotation, molecular function: diacylglycerol O-acyltransferase activity. The record is from RefSeq and is a predicted model, not a curated record.